Messenger RNA from Rasamsonia emersonii CBS 393.64, 1548 nucleotides. RefSeq names its product DUF890 domain protein. Bases 1 to 1548 code for a protein of 515 amino acids. Gene Ontology annotation, molecular function: 23S rRNA (adenine(1618)-N(6))-methyltransferase activity. Gene Ontology annotation, cellular component: nucleus. Gene Ontology annotation, biological process: rRNA base methylation. The transcript is spliced from 10 exons. NCBI's taxonomy places the organism in Eukaryota, Fungi, Ascomycota, Eurotiomycetes, Eurotiales, Trichocomaceae. The record is from RefSeq and is a predicted model, not a curated record.
AUGAAGUCCGCUCGGAAUAUUUACAAGGAUGAAGUUGACUUCAAAGCGUUGGCCCUGCAGUCACCUGAAUUUGCGAAGCAUUUGAAACCGAACAACCAGCUCGACUUUAGCAAUCCGGAUUCUGUUCGACAGCUAACGAAAAGUUUGCUGGCGCGCGACUUCAACCUCAAGGUCGAUCUCCCUGACGACAGGCUAUGUCCUCCGGUUCCUAACAGACUGAAUUACAUUUUGUGGCUGCAAGAUCUAAUAGACACCACUGGAGAUGACUAUCGCGAUGACUACGAUCCAGAUCGAGAAGUCGUGGGCCUCGACAUGUACGAUUUUCGUCUUCUGGCAUGCUCGACUCGCUCGCUAACUUGUGUAGAGGAACCGGGUGCUGUAGCAUUUACCCGCUCCUUGGCUGCGCUCAGCGUCCGCGAUGGAAAUUCAUCGCUACGGAUCGACGAGAAGAACCUUGAAUGGGCCCGCCGGAACGUGUCGCAAAACGGGCUGGAAUCGCGGAUCAAUAUCGUCAAGACGGAGCAGAGCGGUCCUUUGAUCCCACUGACGCAGCUUGGUUUGGAAAGGGUGUGGAAAACAGGGCUUCCCGUCCGCUCAGCCGUACUUAAGCCACACGCCGGCUGGUUAGUAGUUGGGUGGGUGACCACCAGCGAAUCCCAGCUGUUGGAUGGGGAGGGUGAAUUCGAUAUUACUCCAGUUGUCUUCCAGGAUAUACAAUGUAUAUCGCUAACUGAAACAGGCCUCGACUUUACCAUGUGCAAUCCCCCAUUUUACGAGUCUAAGGAUGAGAUGGUUGCAUCUGCACAGGCAAAAGAAAGACCACCAUUUUCCGCCUGCACAGGAGCAGAAGUGGAAAUGGUCACACCGGGAGGAGAAAUCGCCUUUGUGUCGCAGAUGAUCGAGGAAAGCCUCCAGCUCCGUGACAAGGUAAAAUGGUACACGACCAUGUUCGGCAAGCUGAGCAGCGUGUCCAUCAUCGUGGAGAACCUGAUCGACCUCGGAUGCCGCAACUACGCCGUGACAGAGUUUGUCCAGGGGACCAAGACGAGGAGAUGGGCUGUGGCUUGGUCGUGGAGAGACCUGCGACCGAUAACUAGUGUAGCCCGUGGGAUAACCGGAUUCCCGAAACACUUGCUCCCAUUUCCGCCCGAAUUCACCUUCCAGGCCUCGAAGAAGCGCAUCGAUGCCGUCGGGCAGAAGAUCGACGCAGAGAUGCGCUCCCUCCCGCUGCUGCAGUGGGAUUGGCGUCCCGGCCUGGCAGCGUCAGGCAUCGGCUUCGCGAUGGAGAACGUAUGGUCGCGCCAGGCACGCAGAAAGAGACAGAAAGAGCAAGCCCAAGCCGACCCGACGGCGGCCGCAGCAGCAGCGCAGAAAAUGGAAGUCGAAGUAGACGAGAAGAAGGCCGCGCUGGGAUUCAAAAUCCAGCUGAAGCAGGACAGGGCAGUAGAAGAAGGUCCUACGGUCGUGGUGCGGUGGUUGAAGGGGACUGACUCUGUUCUGUUUGAGAGUUUCUGUGGGAUGUUGAAGCGGAAGGUGGAGGAGAGGUGA